Molecule: messenger RNA, 2199 nt
Organism: Rhinichthys klamathensis goyatoka
Lineage: Eukaryota; Metazoa; Chordata; Actinopteri; Cypriniformes; Leuciscidae
Gene: coro1b
Product: coronin, actin binding protein, 1B
Exons: 10
Coding region: 3-1502 (499 amino acids)
Biological process (GO): cell migration; actin filament organization
Molecular function (GO): actin filament binding
Source: RefSeq, a predicted model, not a curated record
UCAUGUCCUUCAGGAGGGGUGUUGUCAGGCAGAGUAAGUUCAGGCAUGUUUUCGCACAGGCCUGGAAGGCUGAGCAUUGCCUUGAUGAUGUCAGAGUGUCACGCGUGACGUGGGACGGUCCGCUCUGUGCUGCCAAUCCGAAGUUCAUUGCUGUUGUCAUCGAGGCUGGAGGAGGCGGAGCCUUUCUUGUGUUCCCGCUCGCCAAGAGCGGGAGAGUGGACCAGAACACCCCGACUGUGUGUGGACACGCCGCUCCAGUGCUGGAUGUGCAGUGGUGCCCACAUGACGACAACGUUAUUGCCAGUGCCUCAGAGGACUGCACUGUCAAGGUUUGGCAGAUUCCCGACGGGGGUCUUACGUCUCCCAUGUCUGAAGCUGCUGUGACCCUCGAGGGCCACAGUAAAAGAGUGGGCAUCUUAGCCUGGCACCCUUCGGCCCUCAACAUCCUGUUGACUGCAGGAUGUGAUAAUGUCCUCUGUGUGUGGGAUGUGGGCACCGGGGAGAUGGUGUACCAGCUGAGUGACGCCCAUCCUGACCUGAUAUACAGCGUGAGCUGGAACCGAGAGGGCAGCGUCCUGUGCACCACCUGUAAAGACAAAGCCUUACGAGUCAUUGAUCCCCGGCGGGGAACUGUCCUUAAGGUGCGGGAGAAGGCUCAUGAGGGCACCAGGCCAAUGAGGGCCGUCUUUCUGGCCGAUGGGAAAAUCCUGACAACCGGCUUCAGUCGCAUGAGUGAGAGACAGCUUGCCCUCUGGGACACAAGAGAUCUGUCUGAGCCAAUGGUUACACAGGAAAUGGACACCAGUAAUGGAGUUCUGCUUCCAUUCUAUGACCCAGACACCAACAUGGUUUACUUGUGUGGGAAGGGGGAUUGUACCAUUCGCUACUUUGAGGUGACGGAUGAGUCACCGUUUGUUCAUUUCCUGAGUCUGUACAGCAGUAAGGAGCCGCAGAGAGGUGCUGGUUUUCUAAGCAAACGAGGAGUAGAUGUCAACAAGUGUGAAAUAGCAAGGUUCUAUAAGCUUCAUGAGAGAAAGGUUGAGCCCAUAUCUAUGACUGUGCCACGGAAGUCCGACCUGUUUCAAGGGGAUCUGUACCCGGAUACGGCGGGAUUAGAACCCGCUCUAUUGGCGGAAGAUUGGAUAGCAGGACAAGAUGCCCCUCCAGUCCUGGUUUCCCUCAGCGGAGGCUACAUGGCCCCUCCAACCAAAGCCGGCACGCUGCGGGGUCGACCCAAACUGCUCUCUCAGACCAACACUAGUCCCACCAGCACUACUGCGCCAGCAAACCCUAUGGCGGUUGAGAUGGAGAGCGAGGCUCCGGGCCACGGGCGAGGAGGAAGGGAUGUAGAUGGUGGGAUAGAGAGAGUAAAGAAAGAGGAGGACCAACUUUCUGAUAUUCUGACGGAGGUGCGGGCUUUGCGGGCUCUGGUUCUGGCUCAGGGUCACAGGAUCGACGUUCUGGAAAGGCAACUCGCCCGUAUUGAGGACGGAGAAGUGUGAAGGAAACUACAAACGUAUCGCAACACAUAGCCUUACCCACAUUCAAAAACUGAAGAGUUAUGGGAAAUGUAGUUCAGUUACUGUGACAUAGUAAUACAAAGAAAUGAUUGAGCUUUAUUGGUACACUUUUGGCUAUUGAUGCACUGAUAUAUAAUAUCCUAAAUGCUGCUCAUUUUGUGCUUUACUAGGGCUGUUACAUCAGGUACUUACUACUAAGUACAGACUCUGAAGUCAGAAUUUGGUUGGGUCAAUAUUUGCAUGAACAUGCAGACUUUAAAUGAAAAGCAGACUUGGUAUUAUCGUGUAGUGUGCAUUAAGAAAGCAUUUAUGAAUGCUUCUACUUAAUGAAAGUAGUUUGAAGCAUGAAACCUUCAGGAAAUGCAUUAAUCCAACAUGCUGAAUUAAUUCCUUUCUUCCGCUAAAGUUUGAUGGUGCUUAUAAACAUGCAUUGACCAGCACUGUUCUUGGGUUUCUUUCUUCCAUUGUACGUCUUAACACUUGUAGCAUUUAUUUUGGAUGUGGUUAGAGUUUCAUGUGUGGAAAUGUGUGUAGCAUGUGAUAGAAACUUGUUGUUGAAGGAAUUUGUGAGCUAUCGAUAUAAUGAAGAAGAGUGUCAGAAAACACAGAUGAAGAUCUUCUAGGAUGAAAAGUUUCCCAGGUCACCUUUCACACCAAAAUCAAAAGGAUAAUAAGAAAU